AUGCCACCACGCACCCCCAUCCUCGAUCCUCGCCGAGCCGGCCGUCUCGCCCUCACUGUCGUCAAAGCCACGGCCCUCUACCAUGUCAUCUCCCACUAUGCCUUCUCCCUCACGCCUGCCGAAGGCGCCUCCAUGCUCCCUACCCUCGACGUAAUGGGCCAAUGGGUCCUAGUUUCUAUGCGCCACCGCCAUGGCCGCGAUGUCCACGUUGGCGACCUCGUUACUUACGAUAUUCCCGUUUCGCGUGAUUGGUGCGGCCUCAAACGCGUCGUUGGCAUGCCUGGAGAUUACGUCGCUCUUCAUCCGCCCGGUACAGCACCUGGUGCCCACGAUGAUAUGAUCCAAGUCCCUGCUGGCCACUGCUGGCUUGUCGGUGACAACCUCACUGUUUCUAGGGAUAGCCGAGACUUUGGGCCGGUGCCUCUAGCCUUGGUCAAGGGCAAAGUCUUAGCCACCCUAUUCCCUUUCAAGUGGAUAGGGAGUGGCCUCAAGAAGGUUGAGUAG
Messenger RNA from Scedosporium apiospermum, 504 nucleotides. RefSeq lists its product as uncharacterized. The record is from RefSeq and is a predicted model, not a curated record. Gene Ontology annotation, cellular component: membrane; mitochondrial inner membrane peptidase complex. Lineage: Eukaryota; Fungi; Ascomycota; Sordariomycetes; Microascales; Microascaceae. The transcript has 2 exons. The coding region runs from base 1 to 504 and encodes 167 amino acids. Gene Ontology annotation, molecular function: serine-type endopeptidase activity.